Messenger RNA from Thlaspi arvense, 1567 nucleotides. The record is from the annotation of a GenBank genome assembly. NCBI's taxonomy places the organism in Eukaryota, Viridiplantae, Streptophyta, Magnoliopsida, Brassicales, Brassicaceae.
AUGGCAAACCAAACAAGACUGAACCUUCCUCUAUUACUCGAAAAGAAAUCAGUUGAGCUUGUUAAACCCUCGAAACACACCCCUUCCGAAAUUCUCUACCUUUCAACUUUAGACAACGAUCUUUUCAAUGAAGUUAUGUACGCAACGAUUUACGUUUUCAAAGCCAAUGAAAAGAACCAAAAUGAUCCUGUCCCUUUGCUUAGGAAGGCUUUGUCCGAACUUCUUGUGUACUACUAUCCCCUUUCAGGCAAGCUAAUGAGACGAGAGAGUGAUCGAAAACUUCAGCUGGUUUUUCGAGAGAACCUUGAUGACCAAGUUGCUUUGCGCCUUGUGCCUGAAAUCGAAAUAGACUAUGAUAGCAACGUUGGUUAUCAUCCUCUAGCUUUGCAGGUGACCAAGUUUGCAUGCGGAGGAUUCACCAUUGGCACCGCACUGACGCACGCCGUUUGUGAUGGAUUCGGUGUGGCUCAGAUCAUCCAUGCCUUAACCGAGUUGGCUGCGGGAAAGAGCGAGCCAUCGGUGAUGCCUGUGUGGCAGAGAGAGCGGUUGGUCGGAAAAUUUGAUAAUGAACCGGCCAAAGUGCCUGGCGGCGACAUUGCUAGUCUUUUGGCCACCUCACCUUACAUUCCAACUACUGAUGUGGUGACGGAGAUAAUUAACAUUCGGGCUGCGAGUAUAAAGAGGCUUAAAGACUCUUUGAUGAGAGAGUGCGAGUUCACUAAAGAGAGUUUCACUACUUAUGAAGUACUUUGUUCUUGCGUAUGGAAAGCAAGAUCUCGAGCCCUAAAACUAAACCCUGAGGGGAUCACUGUCCUUGGCGUAGCUGUUGGAAUCCGACAUGUUCUAGACCCACCACUUCCUCAAGGGUUCUACGGUAACGCAUACAUAGAUGUCUAUGUGGAGUUAACCGUGAGAGAACUCGAAGAAGCAUCAAUCUCUGACAUCGCCAAGCGUGUGCAGAAAGCCAAGAAAACAGCCUAUGACAAGAUCUAUCUGGAGGAAGAGCUAAAGAACACUGAGAGAUUGAUAAGGGAGAAUGCGAGAUUCGAAGGGGCAAGCGACGGACUAUUGUUCUUGACGGAUUGGAGGAAUAUUGGUUGGUUCGGAUCGAUGGAUUUUGGUUGGAAUGAGCCUGUGAAUCUGCGGCCGUUGACCGAGCGGGGGAGUUCAUUGCAUAUAGGGAUGAUCUUGAAACCUUCAGGAUUGGAUGCAUCAAUGGAAGGUGGAGUUAAAGUGAUCAUGACGUUGCCAAGAGAUGCAAUGAUUGAGUUCAAGCAAGAAAUGGAUGGUAUGAACAAACUUUAUCUGGGUGAUACGAAUUAAUUUAGUUGGUAUGGAUGGUAUGAAUAAAGUUUUAUGUGAGUGAAUGCUUCCAAGCAAAUAUUAUGAAACAAGAAUAAUGCCUGAAUAAAUGGAGGCUUAAAUAUGCUUAUGUUGUAUUUCUUUUCUGCUUUGUUUUCCUCUACGUUUGAUCUUGCAAUCGCACAAGCGUUAUACAGUUUCGAGUUACAUUUUGCUACAGGUUCUGAUAUUUUAUUCGGGAAAACAAAAAUGUUUUAUCAACGGA